CAAGAUGUACGCAAAGACCAUAGUGAUCAGCGUACUGGUGCUGCUGGUGCUUCAAUACGCCGUAAAGUUCUAUUUCAAGAUGGGUUUCAGCAAACAUAUGUUCAACCACUACCCCGGCCCCUGCCACCAGGUGCAAGGAAUGGGUAUUGGCUCUGAAGACAUGCACUUGAUGGACAAUGGUAUCGUUUUCAUUUCAUCGGGAUUUCGGAUGAAGAACGGAAACUCAGCAGCCUAUGACAAGUUCUACUCCAAGAACAAGGGCAAGGGCACGAUCUAUCUGUUCGACAUGAACGACCCCAAGAAGAACGUCCAGGAGAUGAACCUGACCUCCACCAAGGAGUUCGACAAGGACAGGUUUCAGCCCCAUGGUAUCAGUGUGUGGGAGGACAAGAAAGCAGGUAAAUUGUACCUGUAUGUUAUAAAUCACGAGCGAGACGGAGAGGAGAGAGUAGAGAAAUUCCUUGUGUCUGUCGCCAAGCGUUCUCUUCAGCAUCUGAAAUCCUACUACGGAGAUCCAACUAUAAAAGAAAUGAACGACAUCAGUGCCACCGGCGACGACAGCUUCUACUACAGCAACUUCUUCUCGUCGUCCAGUUAUAUUGGGCGUAUGCUGGAGAUGAUGUCCUUCAUGGCUUGGACCCACGUAGGCUACUAUGAUGGCAAAGGAUACCGCAUAGUAGCAGAUGGAAUCAUCAUGGCUAACGGUAUACAGAUGUCCCGGGACGGAAAAUAUGUCUUCGUCGCGAGCUUCUUCGGUCAAGAGAUGAAGAUAUACGAGAGAAGGAACGAUAAUUCCUUGAACUUAAAGCAGUCAUACGCCUUCCACACGAUGCCUGACAAUAUCAUGGAGGACCCAGUAUCCGGGGAUCUGUAUGUAGCCUUCCAUCCAAUCGGACACCUUAUGGCACAACACCUGAUUGAUCCAUCUUUAGAAGCGCCAUCUCAGAUCCUACAGGUGCAACUAAAGCAAGGCACGGUGUCCUCAGUGACGGAACUAUUUGUUGAUGACGGACGCCUGGUGUCAGGAUCCUCCGUUGCAGUUGUGUACAAGAAGAAGAUGCUGAUUGGCUCCGUGUUGAACAAACUUGUGUAUUGUGACGUAACUGUACCUCUGUAAAAUGUAGAGGGUUUUAAACAUUCUUACAGUUUUGCAGUUUUCAUAUCGUAAUAGUCAAAGCAACAGCAAAGCAAUGCAAUUUUUUCCUCGGUACGAUUCCGACUAUAUCAUAAGCAUGCGUUUGGAAUAUAUAACGCAAAAGGUGAGC
This is a messenger RNA of Haliotis rufescens (red abalone), 1265 nucleotides long. RefSeq names its product serum paraoxonase/arylesterase 1-like. Gene Ontology annotation, molecular function: arylesterase activity. The record is from RefSeq and is a predicted model, not a curated record. The transcript is spliced from 9 exons. NCBI's taxonomy places the organism in Eukaryota, Metazoa, Mollusca, Gastropoda, Lepetellida, Haliotidae. Bases 5 to 1117 code for a protein of 370 amino acids.